AUUACGUAUCUAUCUGUAUAUCACCUCAGGCUUACUUGUGCAGAAACACAUGGUAUGCAGUAUACAUGAAAUAACUAUAGUAGGCUAAUUGCUACAAUAGUAAAUAUAAUCACGUCACCAACGCCUCUUCAGUCACUGUAGCUUCCAUAUCUAAAUUCAACUCGCUUCCUCUUUGCGACGUGAAUUGUAAAGGUGAGGUUAAACCUGUUAGGCCACACCCAGCCCCUCAUCCCCAGCGCUAACGAACUAGUGGGGAAGCGAUUUUCUGAAAUAUUGACACUCAGCAAAAAACUCUAGGACCUAACAGUAGCGACGACCAAGCAGGGUCUGCUAAAUAUCAUUCGCUGGACAAUAUUUUUUGGACUUCUGUUGUUGCCCACUGGAAAGUACGAGGGACUUGAUUUAAAAACAGAGUUUUCGCUCGUUCCUGCGCUGUAAAGUUCGGACUUUCAACUGAAUACAAACAUGGCAACGACAGAAUCUAUUUCGGAUGGUUUCAUAAAGACGGUCCUACCAUCGGACGGUUUUUAUGUAUCUGAUGACACCAGUUUGGCUUUGCCGCCUGAGAAAAAUAUAAAACUAUCCAACAGGCAAAUGCACGACAAAAGUUUCAGAGUGCAGCAACAAGUACAGCUCACACUGGCUAGAAAAAGCAAACGGGGUAUGUCAAAUGGUAGUUUGCACCGGUCCAGCAGCAUCCCAGAACAAGUUUACAGAUAUGACUGUAUGAGCACAGCACAUCAGGAACCCUACAGUGCAAGCAAGUUUUAUAAUACUUUGAGCAAUGAGAAUGGGUAUGGCAUCCCAAGGAGUUCUUUCUCUGGAACAUAUGUGAGGAGUGAGAAUAUGAAGGGCCCGUCAAUGCGGCUCGAGGUUUCACCAGUGUCGAGCCCGGAGAUGCCCCGUUCCCGAGCCCAAACAAGCUACAAUUAUGAAGUGUUUCACAAGGGGCUUCACACCCUGCCUGCAGCCCAAGCUCCCAUUAACCAGGGAUUCCGUAUGGAGAGCACAAACUACACUGGUAUGCCUAAUAGAUAUGCCCAUUCGGAAAUCUUAAAUUCCAAUAUGUAUAACACAUCUGGACGGGGCCGUUACUACAGCAACAGGCGUCAGCAGGUAUGGAACCAAGGCCGAUCAGAUGAUGCUGUCUUUUUGGAUAACCUUCACUCCAGCCCCAACACCAUACAGUUCCAGCGGCCUGGAACAAGCCGAAGCUUGAGCAACAUCCUGGAUGCAGGCAGGUCAGGAGGCGCCAUGGGGCAGACUCAAGUUCAGAUGCAGAACCGCAAUUUAAGCAUGGGUAGAGAAUCUCGGAAGUACAGCUGGCACCACAACGUCGUCCAGGGAGAACAAAUGUUUCAAGGGAACACGGCACGUGCCUCCCAGCCUCCUUCUGUGUGCAGCAUGCAAAUAGAUGGCAACAUAAUACAGUCGAAGGGGGGUAUGGCGGUAGCUGUUUUGUCAAAUGGAGGAGCUGCUGAACGCCAGACGCAAGCAAGCUUUUCUGGAACACAAACUGAAGCAGCUAAGGGGGAGGCAAUUGAGAUGACUCUAGACAGGGCCAUUUUCUACCUGACUACCAGCAACUCCGAAUGGCAGGUCACUGCUGCAACCUUCAUUCAACAUCAGUGCUUUGUAAAUGUAGACUCGAAGAGAAUGGUGUACUUCAUGCAUGGGAUUCCCAAACUGAUCAAGGCUCUGGAGAGUGACAACGUCGAGCUUCAGCGUGCAGCCAGCGGAGCUCUUCGCAACGUUGUCUUUGAGGACAGCGACAACAAGAUGGAGGUGAAGGAUCAGAAUGGCAUUCCUGUUGUGCUGAGACUCCUCAAACAAACCAGGGAUGUGGAGACCAAAAAACAGCUCACUGGUUUGCUCUGGAACCUGUCCUCUAUUGACAGUCUAAAAGACUUACUCAUCAGGGAGGCUCUCCAGCCGGUCACAGACACUAUCAUUGUUCCCUGCUCUGGUUGGUCAGAUGGAGACUAUCCAAAGGGAGAUCUGCUAUCGGAUCCAGAUCUCUUCUACAACGCCACCGGCAGUCUGCGAAACAUGAGUUCAGCUGGCUUAGAGGGACGAAGAGCUAUGAGGGAAUGUGAAUCUUUGAUUGAUUCUCUUGUGCAUUAUGUUCGGGGUACCAUUGCUGACUAUAAAGCAGAUGAUAAGGCUACAGAGAACUGUGUUUGUAUCCUUCACAACGUUUCUUACCAGCUGGAAUCAGAGCUGCCUGGAAGAUACUUCAAGGAUCUUGCUGGCUCAAGGCGGGACGCCUCCCCACAAGACAAAACACCAGGCUGCUUUGCCACUCAAAGCAGGAAGAUCAAACAGAAAGAUGACCACAUGGUCCCUUUUCCAGAAGAAAAGAGUAACCCGCAUGGUGUGGAGUGGCUAUGGAGCCCAAUCAUUGUGAGAAUGUACCUCUCUCUAAUAGCUAAGAGCACCAGAAGUUACACCCAGGAGGCCUCAAUGGGAGCUCUCCAGAAUCUCACUGCUGGAAAUGGGGUGAUAUCAUGCUCGAUUGCACAGACCAUUAUACAAAGGGAAAAUGGUCUACAGCACAUCAGAAGGAUGCUUCAUUUGAGUGAACCUGGAGUGAAGAAGACAGCUAGUUCUCUGCUGAGGAACCUGUCACGAUAUCCUGAGCUGCAUAAGCAGAUGGCCAACCAAGUACUGCCUGAUCUGGUUUCAGUCCUCCCAAAUGCUGCCAGAGAUCCCCAAGUGCCUGCAGAGAUGAUUGUUUCUGUGUGCUCCAUUCUCAACAACUUGGUGCAGAGUGACUCCCAGAAUGCCCGUGCCAUUCUGAACAAUGAGGGUCUGAAGAAAAUCAUCAACAUCAGCACCAAUGACAGUAAUGUACCAACAAAAGCUGGACAAUCUGCAUCAAUUCUGCUUCACACAAUGUGGAAACACAAUGAGCUACAUAGUGCCUACAAAAAGGCCGGGUAUAAGAAGGGUGUUUUUAUCAACAACAGGACAAUGCGAGCAACUCAGUCACAGAAGGAUUAUUAAAAGACAACUGCAGAGGAACAUGAACAGAGGGACUUUUAAUCAACACUAAUUACAGAAGUUAACUGCACUGCAUUUAAUUGCUUUAUACUCGCUGUUCCAAAACAAGAUCUGUCUAUGAAGAUGGGGUCUGGUUCUGGAGCUAAGCCAUUUUAUUUUGUUGGGAGUGUUCCAGAAAUGACCCCAUGAGAGUGAGAGUGAGAUUGAGAGAUGUGACUGCUUGGUAUUGACUAUUCACCCUCCAAAUCAAUGUUACAUGACAAACUAACAGAAAAUGAAGGAGUCUUUUGUAAUUUACCAGAAUUUUGAUCCGAGCAUCAGCAUUUACGGCCAUGGGCAUAACCAUAUAUUUCUGAGGGAUUUAAACAUAAUGGUUUGAAAAACCAUUCAAUGUGAAGUAGAUGAAAGUAUCCUAGGUGAAGUCUUUGUACAGGAAGCUGAAUGUAAGUGAAUGGUAUGUUAUAUGUCAAAAGUUUAGGGAAAGAAAAACAGUUAUACAAUGCAGGGAGAAAACAAUUGAUAUGAUCCUGUCUAACUCUCAGUAACCCCCACUAAAGGUUCAGAGGAUUUGAGUUUACUCAAGCGUAUUCGUGUAAGUAGCUUGUAUUGCUAACAGUACAAAAUGAAUUAGGUUAAAAAGGUGCACAGAUCCCCUAAAAAAAACAGUUUGGAAAAUGAAUUUAAUUAGCCACCACUUUAGGAAAAUAUAGUUGGUUAAUGUUGCUAAACUUAACAGUUUAGGAAUUUCACUUUAUCAGUUGUGACCUUCAGUGGCACCAGUGCUUAGACUGUCUGUCUCAGGUUUGAAAUACAAGAAAAGAAAGACUGACCAAAUGUGUUUUCAAAGAAAGCAUCAAGUAGUCUUGAUGAAGAUCAGUAAAUUAUUUUGUUUAAAAAUCAAACGUGUUAAAACUGAAGUGUUUUAUGCAGGAAUGUGCUUUCACAAUAAUCUGAUUUCUUAAAGCUCCAGUCCAGUAACCUACAGCUGUGGCCAACAGUUUUGCAUCACCCACAGUUUUAGGAUUGAGACAUAAUUUAAAAAGUAAAUGAAUAAUAAUAAUAAAAAAAAAAACUAUAUGAUUUAGAUCUUGUAAUUAACAUGAUAAUCAAAGUAACUAUAAAAUUAUUUCACAAAAAUGUACCAGAAACCAGAAUAGUAGUACAGUAUUUCAUGUUAGAUGUCACAUUUUUUUAAUUUGUCAAUUUUUUGUUAAGUAAAUGGAU
This is a messenger RNA of Polyodon spathula (Mississippi paddlefish), 4227 nucleotides long. RefSeq names its product plakophilin-2-like. Gene Ontology annotation, molecular function: protein kinase C binding; molecular adaptor activity; alpha-catenin binding. The transcript is spliced from 13 exons. Gene Ontology annotation, biological process: heart development; protein localization to plasma membrane; cell-cell adhesion. The coding region runs from base 466 to 3006 and encodes 846 amino acids. Gene Ontology annotation, cellular component: nucleus; plasma membrane; intercalated disc. The record is from RefSeq and is a predicted model, not a curated record. Lineage: Eukaryota; Metazoa; Chordata; Actinopteri; Acipenseriformes; Polyodontidae.